Aspergillus aculeatinus CBS 121060 is the source of this 917-nucleotide messenger RNA. RefSeq names its product SDR family oxidoreductase. Gene Ontology annotation, molecular function: oxidoreductase activity, acting on NAD(P)H, oxygen as acceptor. Gene Ontology annotation, cellular component: intracellular anatomical structure. Bases 93 to 854 code for a protein of 253 amino acids. NCBI's taxonomy places the organism in Eukaryota, Fungi, Ascomycota, Eurotiomycetes, Eurotiales, Aspergillaceae. The transcript has 4 exons. The record is from RefSeq and is a predicted model, not a curated record.
UGUCUGCUGCAGCUUCACUCCAAUCAGCUUGGCACCCCGCACGUUCUUCUUGCCCUCCUCGUUUCACACCAACCUAAUUAGAUCCCCCAAGAAUGUCGAGCAAGACCAUCAUUGUCACCGGUGCCUCGAGAGGCAUCGGCCUCGCCAUUGCGAAGUACCUCCUCACUGCGCCGCAAUCGCACAAUGUCGUCGUGAUCGCCCGCAGCGUGGAGCCCCUCCAGAAGCUCAAGGAUCAAUACUCCCAGCAAGUCGCGGUCCUGAACGGCGACCUGUCCGACUUCUCCCUCGCUCAAAAGUCAGUCGACCUGGCGCUCAAGACCUUUGGCCGUCUGGACGGCAUGGUCCUCAACCACGGCAUCCUCGGGCAAGUCGGCAAGGUUGCGGAAGCCGACCCGGAACAGUGGAAGCAGGGAUUCGAUGUCAACUUCAUGAGCUUGGUCGCAUUUGUCAAGGCCGGUCUUCCAGCAUUGCGGGAGUCUAAGGGCAAGAUCAUCUUCACCUCGUCGGGUGCCGCAGUGUCCGCCUACAGGGGAUGGGGUCUCUACGGUGCGACCAAGGCCGCCAUGAACCACCUUGCCCUGACCCUGGGCGAGGAGGAACCCGAUGUCACCAGCAUUUCCAUCCGCCCCGGGAUGGUUGACACCGAGAUGCAGCGCCAGUUGCGCGAGGACCAUGCUACGACACUGGAGCCUCAGGUGCACGCCAAGUUCACAGGAGCCUACGAGAGCGGCAAGCUGCUCAAGGUGGAGCAACCAAGCCAUGUCAUGGCCAAGCUGGUGCUGGAUGCCCCGAGCUCGUUGACCGGAAAAUUCUUGAACUGGAACGACGCCCUCCUGGAGAAUUUCCAGGUAUAGAUCUACACUCGAAUCCUGCGUCCACUUUUAAAGCCAGUUAGCAUAUACUACUAUCGAAGAAAU